AGCUGCACUGUCAGGUGAUGUUCCGAAACUAUCAGCGGAAGAAUGAUAUGGAUGAGCCACCUUCUGGGGACUUUGGUGGUGAUGAAGAAAAAAGCCGAAAACGAAAAAACAAGGACCCUAAAUUUGCAGAGAUGGAGGAACGCUUCUAUCGCUAUGGGAUAAAACCUGAGUGGAUGAUGAUCCACCGAAUCCUCAACCACAGCGUGGACAAGAAGGGCCACGUCCACUACUUGAUCAAGUGGCGGGACUUACCUUAUGAUCAGGCUUCUUGGGAGAGUGAGGAUGUGGAGAUCCAGGAUUACGACCUGUUCAAGCAGAGCUAUUGGAAUCACAGGUGAGUGAUUUUGGGUGAGGAA
Mandrillus leucophaeus (drill) is the source of this 356-nucleotide messenger RNA. RefSeq names its product chromodomain-helicase-DNA-binding protein 4-like. The record is from RefSeq and is a predicted model, not a curated record. The transcript is spliced from 2 exons. Gene Ontology annotation, biological process: negative regulation of transcription by RNA polymerase II; chromatin remodeling. NCBI's taxonomy places the organism in Eukaryota, Metazoa, Chordata, Mammalia, Primates, Cercopithecidae. Gene Ontology annotation, molecular function: chromatin binding; DNA binding; histone binding. Gene Ontology annotation, cellular component: nucleus; chromatin; NuRD complex. Bases 18 to 338 code for a protein of 106 amino acids.